Trichomycterus rosablanca is the source of this 2415-nucleotide messenger RNA. Its product is annotated as macrophage-expressed gene 1 protein-like. NCBI's taxonomy places the organism in Eukaryota, Metazoa, Chordata, Actinopteri, Siluriformes, Trichomycteridae. The transcript is spliced from 2 exons. The record is from RefSeq and is a predicted model, not a curated record. Gene Ontology annotation, biological process: defense response to bacterium. Bases 1 to 2142 code for a protein of 713 amino acids.
AUGGGCUUGAAAACAAUCUGUCUGUGGGCUCUCAUUGUUUUUACCAGAACCGCAGACCUACACCUGUUCACUCAUCCAAGCAAUGGACUCCGCCAGUGUCGCAAAAAUCUUAGUAUACCAGCGCUGGAGGUUCUUCCAGGUGGAGGUUGGGACAACCUGCGCAAUUUGGACAUGGGUCGAGUGAUGAACCUGAGCUAUUCGCAGUGCCAGACCACAGAGGACGGUGUUUACCUCAUUCCAGAUGAGAUAUUUGUUGUUCCUCAGAAGGUGAGCAAAGUAGAGAUGAACUCUGAGAUAAUCAGCUCAUGGCUUGAACAGAAAAGUUCCACUUCAAACUCUAUCAAUGUGGAAGCUUCCUUCUUCUCUGUGGUCAAUGGCAAGUUUUCCAGUGAAAACCAGCGCAUGAAGACCCAUCAAGUAACAGAAAAAUCUGUCAUGGCUCGAGUCCAGGUGCGCAACCACUUGUACACAGUAAAGGCUUUUCCUGAUUUCACCCUGGAUGCACGUUUUGCCCGUCAAGCAGAGGAAAUCGCAGAUGCUAUUGAGAACAAUCAAACUCGCCAGGCAGACUUCCUGUCUGAGAAGAUGGUGCUUGAUUAUGGCACACAUGUUAUCACUAGUGUGGAUGCUGGUGCUGUUUUGGUAGAGGAGGACUAUCUAAAAUCGUCAUACAUUUCUGACGCACAAUCCUCCUCGUCUUCUGUUUCAACAUCAGCUGGAAUCAAUUUUUUUAACAAAGUUAAAUUUGAUUUUGGCAGUAAAGAUUCACAACAAUCAUCAGAAACAGCUGCCUACCAGAAUAGCAUUACAUACUCCCUCACAAUGAGUCAUGGUGGAGCUUUGUUUUAUCAUGGCAUCACUUUACAGAAAUGGCAGGAAAGCACACUCAACAAUCUAAUAGCUAUUGACCGUAGUGGACUACCCCUGCACUAUUUCCUCAAUUCAGCUACGUUUCCAGACCUUCCACUUCCAACAGUAAAUAAAGUAGCAAAGUCUGUGAGCCAGGCUAUAGAGCGAUACUACAAUAUUAACACCAUUCCAGGGUGUGUUAAUCAAGACUCUAAAAAUUUCAACUUCCAAGCCAAUGUAGAUGAUGCUUCUUGUGAAGGUCCUAACACCAACCUUAGCUUUGGUGGUGUUUACCAAAUGUGCACCCCACUGUCUUCUGAUGGAGGUCCAAUCUGCCAGGAACUUUCUGAGAAAAAUCCAGCAACUGGUUUAUAUUCUUGUCAGCAGCCAUACACGCCUACUCUGUUGCGCACUGAAGUGAUAGAAAGGCCAUACAACAACUAUGAAUGCCAACCGAAAUGUCAUUCAUGCGGGUUUUUAUGGUUGGACAAUUGUUGUGAUCAAGUGUGUAAUAAUGUGUAUCGUGUUAGAAGUGCACAAGUCAAGACAUAUUGGUGUUCCACUAAUACAGUUGCCCCAGAAUUUUCUGGGUAUCUCUUUGGGGGUCUGUUUGGCCCUAAUUUACAAAAUCCUCUGACCAGAUCUAGAUCUUGUCCUGCAAAUUUCUUUGCUCUAAAAUUUUUGUCUAGUGGCACUAUGAUCUGUUUGAGCAGUGACUAUGAGGCAGGAACAAAGUUCGCUGUACCUUUUGGAGGCUUUUUUAGCUGUGAGGCUACAAACCCACUUGCAAAAAGCCAAUUGCGCUGCCCACCCAAGUUUAGUCAACAUCUUUUUGCCAUAAGCGAUGGAUGCCAGGUACUGUACUGUGUUCAGUCAGGUAUUUUUACUGGUGGUGAGUUACUCCCUGUCAAAUUACCACCAUUCACAAGACCUCCAGUGAUUAGCAUGUUAGCCACCAACACUGUAGCUGUGAUGACGCAAGGAGACAAAGCUUGGGUAAGAAUCAAAGAUACAAAAAUGUGGAAGGUGGCAAAGCCUGAGGACAUUGCCAGAGUGUCCCAGAUGUUUGAUGAUGACUCCGCUCAUGCAAAAGGUGUUACAGUUGGCAUAGUCAUUGGUGUUCUAGGGUUGAUUGUUGUUGUGGUGCCAAUCAUAGUGAUAGUGUUGCGAAAAAGGAAGAGAACCAGGGGCUAUGAGAGGAUUCAAAGUGCUGGACAGUGUGAGACUAGUGUGGAGAUAGAACAACAACCUGACAAUCAGACUAACAAUCCUAGUCAGAGUCUCUUAGCUUAAUGUUCCUCUGUUUUAUUUCAAUUGUUGAUUUCCAGUUUAUUUUUUUAUUAAACUGUUUUAUUUCAGAGUAUUUACCUAUAAAUUACUUCAGUAUUUUAUAAAGAAUCUGAAUCCAUUUAUAUGUUGUGGUUACUGAUUCGAAUCAAUUGUCAAUGUAGCAUAUUUGUAUUACUUUUUAUUUUUAAUAAAUUAAUUCGCUAGAUUGUCAGUGUAGCAUAUUUGCAUUACAUUUUUCUUUUAAUAAAUUAAUUCACUAGAUUGUCUAGAUUCACU